Molecule: messenger RNA, 491 nt
Organism: Adineta ricciae
Lineage: Eukaryota; Metazoa; Rotifera; Eurotatoria; Adinetida; Adinetidae
Source: the annotation of a GenBank genome assembly
UCAAACAAACAUUGAAGUCUCGAUUAACCAUAUGCCAACUAGUUCUUUUGCUAUUAAAUAUUAUAAGUAUUCUAAUCUUCAUAGCUGUGGUCAUCACGUUACGGAAUCGUUCUUGUGCUGGGGACACGAUCUAUUAUAAGGAAGUGUUAAUAAUUCAACAAGGACCUCUCUAUGGUGAAAUUUUGGGUGGAGACGGGUUCGAUGAUGCUACCAACAAUUCAUUAACGUUAAAUGAAAAGUUAGUUUCUGUCAAAGCUUCGUGGUGGUACGACACGCUAACUACGGUGACAUUUAUCUAUUCGAAUAACGCAUCAUCACAACAUGGAACUGGCGAUCCUAUUCGUGUUCCGUUGUUCAGUGGCGAAGUUAAACUGACGAGGGAACAUAUUUAGGUGUUCAAGCAGUUUAGAUCCCAUCUUUUGGUAGUAAGUAGACCCCAAUGAGGUAUGAAAAACCUUAAAAGGAUUUGUGCCCUCGUGUCGUUGUUGCCG